AUGUUUACCAUCAGAAAAGCCACUCCUGCAGAUUUGCCUGCAAUCCAAAAUGUUAAUUUAACAAAUUUACCAGAGAAUUAUAAUUUACAAUUAUAUUAUUAUCAUUUAAUAUUAUAUCCAACAUCUUUUGUUGCUGUAACACCUGAUAAUAAGGUGGUUGGGUAUUGUUUAACUAAAAUUGAAGAUGAUGACCCUCAUCCAGUUGUUACAGGACAAGUAACUUCUAUUAGUGUUUUAAGAACAUACAGAAGAUUAGGUAUUGCAACUAAAUUAAUUCGGGCUGCAGAAAAUAGUAUGAUUGAAGUCUUUGGUGCUCGAGCAAUGAUGCUUCAAGUAAGAGUUUCAAAUCAACCAGCCUUACAUUUAUAUGAAAAAACAAUUGGAUUUACUGUAACUAAAGUUUCAAAACAUUAUUAUCUUGAUGGAGAAGAUGCAUUAAUUUUGACACAUAAUUUUACAUUAGAUACUUUAAUUAAUAAGGAUUGCUCUUCUGUAGUUGUAGAUGAAUGGAAAAGAGUUAUGCAAGAACAGGAAAAUAAACAAAAAGAAUAA
Entamoeba histolytica HM-1:IMSS is the source of this 552-nucleotide messenger RNA. RefSeq names its product acetyltransferase, GNAT family. The record is from RefSeq and is a predicted model, not a curated record. Gene Ontology annotation, biological process: N-terminal peptidyl-glutamic acid acetylation. Gene Ontology annotation, cellular component: NatA complex. Gene Ontology annotation, molecular function: protein N-terminal-serine acetyltransferase activity; protein-N-terminal-glutamate acetyltransferase activity. NCBI's taxonomy places the organism in Eukaryota, Evosea, Mastigamoebida, Endamoebidae. The transcript is spliced from 4 exons. Bases 1 to 552 code for a protein of 183 amino acids.